Oreochromis niloticus (Nile tilapia) is the source of this 1319-nucleotide messenger RNA. RefSeq lists its product as uncharacterized. The record is from RefSeq and is a predicted model, not a curated record. NCBI's taxonomy places the organism in Eukaryota, Metazoa, Chordata, Actinopteri, Cichliformes, Cichlidae. The coding region runs from base 207 to 863 and encodes 218 amino acids. The transcript has 5 exons.
AUCAACUUCUGAAGGACAAUUUAAAAGCAACCCAUAAUUAAAUGGACACUUAAUCUUUGACUCUGCAGUAGAAAAAGAAACUAUCAAAGCAGAGGAGUGUGAAUUUGAAGGAGGGACCACGACGAUAAGAGAAGUUAGAAGUUCCCUGUUUCCAAACAGAGAAGGAAGAGAAGCAGCAUUAAACAUUAAGCUGUCAGAACCUCGAGAUGAAACUCUGCCACAUUUUCUUCUGCUCCAUUUUCCUCUACCUGCAGGAUGGAAACACUGGACUUAAUGAUGAAACUCCCGUCUAUGAAGGAGUGGAAGGAGGAAACAUCACAGUUACAUGCAAAUUUUAUAUCCCCGGAAGUAAGACAUUGUUCUGCAAAGACCAAUGUAAAAAAGGAAACAUUCUCAUUGAAACACCUGAUUACACAGCUCAGAGCGGCAGAUACAGCAUUGAAUAUGAAAAAGAUAAUUUCUUAACUCCUAUUGUGCAUGUGAGCAUCACACAGCUGAGCAACUCGGAUUCAGGACGGUACAGCUGCAGACUGGACACAAGUUUUGAACCAUGUGAUUUUCAGCUUGUCAUCACAGGAGGUUUGUCCUUGGAGCUGGUUAUACGUUUAUCUGUGGUGGUGGUUCUGCUGCCUGUUGUUCUGCUGCUCAUCUACAAAAUCACGGCCGAGGGCUCUAACAGUUUGAACUGCAGGAGACACUCAGCAUAUGACCACACUGAGAUUGGUCUCAGUGAAAUCGAUCGUCCAGUCUCCUCAUGUGAAGACUCGACCUACCAAAGUCUCAAUACAGCGAGCAGAGAUCACGACCAAACCUACUCUACACUCAGACACAAUAACCAGUUUUCAGACAUGAACUCCUGUUAAGCUGAAUGACUGCAUGAACAGUCAUUUUUCCUUCUGAAGGAAAAAUUACUUUUUAAACCAAGUUACCAGGGUCAGUGAUGAAGAUUUGAUCAUCAAAGAGCUGUAAAAGCAGGAAUGAGAUUAUGGACCUCUUAGAAUCCACAAGUCAAUCUCAUCAAUGUCACCUUCUCCCAUUGCUUCAUCCUUUUCAACCCAGUAUCACGACCAAACAUGUAAUAGACGCGUUGCUCCACCAUGUACAUGUCACACUUUGCUCCUUUCAAAACUGAAAUGCACACGCAUGCAGAAGUUGCAGUAACAGCAGAGGGAGAUUUUACUUCAAGCCAACAUGAAAACAAUUACAGAAAAGCCUUUAAACAGAAGUUAUCAACACACACACACACACACACACACACACACACACACAUAUAUAUAUAUAACACCCAUCUCGCCCCUGCGGGCGGUUUAUCCUUCAAG